AUGUUAAAAAUCAUCCUACCUACAAUCAUAUUCUUACCUACAGCCCUCCUAUCCCCCCAAAAAUUUUUAUGAACAAACACCACCACACACAGUCUCCUAAUUGCCACCCUCAGUCUACAAUGGACUACUCCAACCUAUCACCCACACAAAAACCUAACCCAGUGAACUGGCAUUGACCAAAUCUCAUCUCCCCUACUAGUCCUAUCCUGCUGACUACUACCACUUAUAAUCAUAGCAAGCCAAAACCACCUCCAACACGAACCACCAGUACGAAAACGAAUAUUUAUCAUAACCCUAAUCAUAAUCCAACCAUUCAUUAUCCUCGCAUUCUCAGCCACAGAACUAAUAUUAUUUUACAUCUCAUUCGAAGCAACCCUAAUCCCAACCCUGAUUCUAAUCACACGAUGAGGAAACCAACCAGAACGCCUAAGUGCUGGCAUCUACUUACUAUUUUACACCCUCAUCAGCUUCUUACCGCUACUAAUCACAGUCCUCCACCUACAUACACAAAUUGGCACACUACAACUAACAAUACUAGAACUAACCCACCCCACACUCACCAACUCAUGAUCAAACCUCCUAUCAGGCCUAGCCCUACUAACCGCAUUUAUAGUAAAAGCACCUCUAUAUGGCCUCCACUUAUGACUCCCAAAAGCCCACGUAGAGGCUCCAAUCGCAGGCUCCAUACUACUUGCUGCCCUCCUCCUAAAACUAGGAGGAUAUGGCAUCAUACGUAUCACCCUCCUGACAGGCCCCCUCCCAGAACACCUACACUACCCAUUCCUUACCCUAGCACUAUGAGGGGCACUAAUAACUAGCUCCAUUUGCUUACGCCAAACUGAUCUAAAAGCACUCAUUGCCUACUCCUCUGUAAGCCACAUGGGCCUAGUUAUUGCUGCAAGCACAAUUCAAACCCACUGAUCAUUCUCAGGGGCAAUAAUCCUAAUAAUCUCCCACGGCCUAACUUCUUCAAUACUAUUCUGUCUAGCCAACACUAACUACGAACGUACACACAGCCGAAUCCUCCUCCUAACACGAGGCCUCCAACCUCUCUUACCCCUCAUAGCCACUUGAUGAUUGCUAGCAAACCUAACCAACAUGGCCCUCCCACCAACAACCAACCUAAUAGCAGAAUUAACCAUCAUAAUCGCCCUAUUCAACUGAUCUUCUUUUACAAUCAUCCUAACCGGGAUCGCAAUCCUACUAACCGCCUCAUACACCCUAUUUAUACUACUAAUAACUCAACGAGGUACACUCCCAACUCACAUUACAUCCAUUCAAAAUUCAAACACACGAGAACAUCUUCUAAUAGCCCUCCACAUUCUCCCUAUACUACUCCUUAUCCUAAAACCAGAACUCAUCUCCAGA
Molecule: messenger RNA, 1368 nt
Organism: Grus americana (Whooping crane)
Lineage: Eukaryota; Metazoa; Chordata; Aves; Gruiformes; Gruidae
Source: the annotation of a RefSeq genome assembly